ACAAAUAUAUUUAAUCAACUAUGAGAGUGACCCACAAAAUUAAUUUCAAAAAGUUCAUAGAAUGAAGAAGAGGAAAAAAUGGGGAGAAAUCUUGGUUCGGCAUUUAGACAAGAGUUGGCUAAUCUUGAAAAAGAUCCUGAUUCCCACAAGGCUGCAAUGAGCAAUUUGAGAUCCAUUGUGAAAGAUUUGGAUGCAAAUGUGAUUCGUGUGUUUGUUGCUCAGCUUUCUGAAGUCAAAGAGAUUGGUUCUGAGUCUGGUGGUUACACAGUUUCUCUCUUUGAAGACCUUGCUCGUGCUCGUGGAGUUCAAAUUGCUCCUCACGUAGAUAUUAUAAUGCCGGCGAUCAUAAGGACAUUGAGCUCCAGUGAAGGGUCUCUACGUAUUCAACAGGCUUGCUCAAAGGCGGUAGCUGCUAUGGCUAGAUAUGGAAUUGAUCCUACAACACCGGAAGAUAAGAAAAUGAAUGUGGUUCAUUCUCUUUGUAAGCCACUCUCUGAUUCUCUUAUAGAUUCACAACAUCAACAGCAUCUUGCUUUGGGAUCUGCUCUUUGCUUGAAGUCACUUGUGGAUUGCGAUAAUUGGCGAUCUGCUUCUCGUGAAAUGGUUAAUAAUGUUUGUCAAAGCUUAGCUGUUGCUCUUGAAGCCACUUCAAGUGAAGCUAAGUCUCAUAUGGCACUUGUUAUGGCACUUUCCAAGCACAACCCUUUUACUGUCGAAGCAUAUGCAAGGCUUUUUGUGAAGUCGGGUCUGAGGAUUCUGGAUUUAGGUGUUGUUGAGGGAGAUUCUCAGAAACGGCUUUUAGCUAUACAGAUGCUCAACUUUCUGAUGAAAAAUCUGAAUCCCAAGAGUAUUUGUUCUGAGUUACAGCUUAUAUAUCAAGAGAUGGAGAAACACCAAAAAGAUCAGAUGCAUUAUGUCAAAAUGGCAGCUCAUGAAACCAUGAGACAGGCAGAGAGAUUAAUAGGUGAGGCAGAUCCAAUGUUUGACGCAGAGAACUGCAAGCCCCGAAACUCGUUCAGCGGAUCAAUCAAGUCUACACCAAGUCUGCGAGCAGAUGAUGAGAGUGUUUAUAGGAGAGAUGAUGGGAGUUAUGUAAAUGAUCAAGACGAGUAUGAUGCUUUGUUUUCUGGUGUAGCCAGUGGAAGAACUCUUGUCUCAGGCUCUCCUCUGGUGACUUUCGGAGACAAUAACCAAGAAACUGAUGUUGUGAUCUCGAGUCCAAGAAUUGGAGAUCAGAUUCAAUGUUCUGGUGUUGAAGAUGACAAGUUUGAGUCAGUUUGGUUCCAUCAGCGGAACAGAAGCUCCGAGUUUAAUGAAUCUGUGUGCUCUAGGACCAACCGCUCAAGAAGUUCAAGACGAAACACCAAGAAGAGACAAUCAGGUGACAUCUGUUCAAAACACCACAGGCAUGGUUUCACACAGGAUCCAUUCACUGAGUUACUAGAUAACAGACAGCAGCUGCAACAGUACAGUGAAAGCUCAUCAUCAUCAUCAAUAUAUGAUACCUCUGGUACUACUACUCCAACCAACACAACAGAAGAUAUCUGUGAGAAACCGAAGUCAGAUUUGGAUUCUAAGGCCGAACUUAAGACAGGGGAGACUGAAAUAGACCCACGUCAUGGACGGAGCAAGCGUGUGUUAAAAUUGGGAUUGUGUGUCUUCUCUAUUGCAGUUGCAGGGUUUGCUUCUUUCAUGUGGAUGCAUCUCCAGGAUGAUAUGAUGCUUCCUCACCUUGUUCCGACUUAAAGUUGGGAUGAACUUUAAGAAGCAUAGAACUUACAUAGGUUCAAAUUCUAGCUUAGUUCUCUUGUUCUUUUGUCAAUGUAUGGAUCAUGUUCAAAUACUAGUUUGUUUGUGUUCUUUUCCCUGAUGAAUUUGUCACUUGUUCAGAAGUCGAAUCAAAUGUAAACCAAACU
Molecule: messenger RNA, 1916 nt
Organism: Arabidopsis arenosa
Lineage: Eukaryota; Viridiplantae; Streptophyta; Magnoliopsida; Brassicales; Brassicaceae
Source: the annotation of a GenBank genome assembly